AAGUCCCACGGCGUCGCGAGACCAGUUUGAAAUGUCUCGACCGCGAUCCAGACGAUGACUGCGAUCCUAUGGAAGAUCCAGACUUCGGAUUUUACAUCUACUGCAAAGUAGACGACACCAAGUUAUACUUGUGCGCAGACUCGACAGACGAGAGCAAGGUUUGUCUUGUCACCAGCGUUCCUUAUCCCAACGCUUACGCUCGAUUCUACGUGGAGUUUCCGAGUACCCGCCGUUUGGCACCCGUUUCUCGUUGGGAAAAGGAUUCGUUGCACGUGUUGAGAAAGACUGCGUACAUGAAACGACGUCAGUAUCUUGUCAUUGAUGCACAGACUAGACAGCUGUCGUUUACCUCUGGAGAAGAACUUGAUCGUAAUCAGAGAGUGAGAUGUCAGUUUGCUGUUGAACAUAUGCCAAUUGCAAAGAGCAACGAGAAGAGAAAUGAGAAAUGACUUUUAUUAUGAAUCCAGAAAAACUGAUUUUAAUACUUGAUGUUGGUAUUUUCUGGUAUUUCACUUGUAGAAGGCUUAAUUCUAUCAUGACCGUUGUUACUCUUAAUCAUUUUUGUUAAAUCGCAUUACAUUUUUAUUUCGUGAUGCAAUGAUGGUGCAAUUGACACGGAGUGUCUAUUAAGAAUAUUUUGUGAAGGCUUCAACCGUGUGUUUAUAGCACUAGCCUGCAA
Messenger RNA from Corticium candelabrum, 679 nucleotides. RefSeq lists its product as uncharacterized. The transcript has a single exon. NCBI's taxonomy places the organism in Eukaryota, Metazoa, Porifera, Homoscleromorpha, Homosclerophorida, Plakinidae. Bases 69 to 449 code for a protein of 126 amino acids. The record is from RefSeq and is a predicted model, not a curated record.